Penicillium chermesinum is the source of this 1206-nucleotide messenger RNA. RefSeq names its product tryptophan--tRNA ligase MSW1. NCBI's taxonomy places the organism in Eukaryota, Fungi, Ascomycota, Eurotiomycetes, Eurotiales, Aspergillaceae. Gene Ontology annotation, biological process: mitochondrial tryptophanyl-tRNA aminoacylation. Gene Ontology annotation, cellular component: mitochondrion; mitochondrial matrix. Gene Ontology annotation, molecular function: ATP binding; tryptophan-tRNA ligase activity. The coding region runs from base 1 to 1206 and encodes 401 amino acids. The record is from RefSeq and is a predicted model, not a curated record. The transcript has 7 exons.
AUGAAAAAGCAAGAGAAUAGGUGGUUUCCCACAAAAGUCACAUUAACAGACCUCGACUGCGACCAUAUUCCACCUGUACGCGUGCCUUUUCGCGGAGGCACGGGCGAUACUGAAAAACCUCGAGCCCAGUUUCUCUGGGGCACAAACACGCGUGGCCAAGUCAAUGCCAGCUUAACACCCAGCACAACUCCUGUGAUCUUUUCCGGUAUACAGCCUACUGGAGUUCCUCACCUCGGGAACUACCUGGGUGCACUGCGUCAGUGGGUGAAGCUUCAGAAUGCUGCCAAACCCAACACGAAGCUACUGUUUUCAAUCGUGGAUCUCCAUGCAUUGACGGUACCUCAGGAAGCGUCCCAAUUGAGGAAAUGGAGGGUAGAAGCGUUUGCAACGUUGCUUGCAGUUGGAUUGGACCCCAAGAGAUCCACAAUCUUCUACCAAUCGGCGGUGCCAGCACACGCAGAAUUGAUGUGGAUUCUGAGUACGGUAGCCUCCAUGGGGUACCUCUCGCGAAUGACACAGUGGAAGAGUAAGCUUCAGUUGCCGGAGGAAACCACUCUAGAUAAUUCCGAGGCACGAGCACAGCUGCGCUUGGGUCUUUUCUCCUAUCCAGUGCUCCAAGCAGCUGAUAUUCUAGUCCAUCGAGCCACUCAUGUUCCGGUGGGCGAAGACCAAAGACAGCACCUUGAAUUCUCAAGGUAUACAGCAAGUAGCUUCAACCACCUUUAUGGGCCUAUUUUCCCCACACCCGAAGCAUUGAUCUCUCCUGCGAAGCGAGUAAUGUCGCUCAAGGAACCUACAGCGAAAAUGUCCAAGUCUCACGCUGAUGAGCGGUCCCGUAUCCUGUUAACAGACUCUCCACAUGAGAUCCAGAAGAAAGUCAAGGUUGCAUUGACAGACUCAGAGCCGGGAGUCACCUAUGAUCCCACGCGGCGACCAGGUGUUUCAAACCUGAUUGAGAUUCUGAGUCAUCUAGAAGAAUCCAGUUGCGAGCAAAUUGCAACCGAAUUUCACUCUGCCAGCUUGCGGGCAUUGAAGGAGCAUGUCGCGGAGCGUAUUGCGCAUCACCUCCACGGCGUCCGCGAGCGAUACUUCGAGAUCAUGGCCAAUCAUAGUUAUCUCGACUCGGUUACGCAGGAAGGUGCUACGACUGCUCAAGCCAAUGCAGACGUCACCAUGCGACGGGUCCGGGAUACUAUAGGACUAUGA